UAAGGUUUCACGCACACGUCAUCGAUAAGGUUUCGCGCAAACCAAGGCAUCGUCGCGCACACUGGAUCACAUCCCUUUAACCCUCACGCUAACCCAACAGCCAAACCGAAACAAACCCAGCUCAGUUCCCCCCAAAUCGGAAGAGAACAAAAUGGACCGGUCUGCAUCGGAAAAACUGAUCCUUGUGAACCGGGAGCCGGGAGGGAUCGCGUUCGUAACCAUCAACCGGCCGAAGUCGCUGAACUCGUUGACCAAGUCUAUGAUGACGGACCUGGCCCAGGCCUUCAAGGCCCUGGACCGGGACGAGUCGGUCCGGGUGAUAGUCCUGUCCGGGUCCGGUCGGGCUUUCUGCUCGGGUGUGGACCUGACCGCGGCGGAGGACGUGUUCAAGGGCGACGUGAAGGACUUGGAAUCCGACACGGUGGCUCAGAUGGAGCGUUGCCGGAAGCCCAUAAUCGGAGCCAUCGGAGGGUUCGCGGUCACCGCCGGGUUCGAGAUCGCGCUCGCUUGUGAUAUUCUGGUCGCUGCUAAGGGAGCCAAGUUUAUGGACACGCACGCUAGGUUUGGAAUAUUUCCUUCUUGGGGUCUCUCUCAGAAGCUUUCACGCAUAAUUGGUCCCAACAAAGCGCGUGAAGUUUCUUUAGCAGCCAUGCCACUAACUGCCGAAAUAGCUGAGAGGUUGGGCUUCGUUAACUAUGUUGUUGAAGAAGGUGAAUUGUUGAAAAAAGCCAGAGAAAUUGCUGGAGCCAUUGUGAAAAAUAAUCAGGACUUGGUGUUGAGGUAUAAGUCAGUCAUAAAUGAUGGCCUCAAGCUGGACUUGGGUCACGCCCUUGCACUGGAAAAGGAGAGGGCUCAUGAGUAUUACGAUGGAAUGACCAAAGAACAGUUCAAGAAGAUGCAGAAAUUCAUAGCAGGCCGGAGUUCAAAGAAACCUUCUUCAAAGAUGUAGAAUUUACCUAUGUACCCGAUCUCUGUCGCAAAAAUAACACCCACUGCCUCUCUUUUAGGCAGAAAUUCUGCAUAUCAGCUGUAGAAUGCUAUCAGGGUAAUAAUGGUGAAGUCCAGCUCUAAUGGCUAAUGGCAAUUUUUCCUCCCCCCUUCCACCAAAUUCUAAACAACAUGAACAUGUGUUUUUAUAUCAAUAAAUGUUGGGUCCAAUUGUAUGCUUCAAUUUGUGACGAAUUUGGUUGUGACAUUGUAAUUAUAGAGGAAGCAGCAAAACAAAGUAUUAAAACACUUUUGCUGUAGUUUUGCAGAGCUUU
Molecule: messenger RNA, 1262 nt
Organism: Juglans regia (Persian walnut)
Lineage: Eukaryota; Viridiplantae; Streptophyta; Magnoliopsida; Fagales; Juglandaceae
Product: probable enoyl-CoA hydratase 1, peroxisomal
Exons: 3
Coding region: 152-949 (265 amino acids)
Cellular component (GO): peroxisome
Source: RefSeq, a predicted model, not a curated record